CCCCCCCUCGCCCCGCUCCUCCUCACUGCGCUUCAGAACAUGGCGGCGAUAACGGUGGCCAGGGAGUGAGGGAAGCUUCGGCGGCCGCAGAUGCCUAUUUGGAAUAAUCAUAAUGGUGGGCAUAGGACUGUACUGCUGAUCCAGCAUCCACUUUCCGAUGUCAGUGUUCCUUGGAAGCCCACCAGCUGGUAAACCUGAGCCAAUUCCAGGGUGAGGACCUGUAAUCAGCAGUAUAAUGCGGAAGCCAAGCCCUCAGAAAGCAAUAGACUGGAAAGAUGGCAAAAAGCACAAGUACGGGCGCCUGUCAGAACCUCCCUCUCAGUAUCAAGGUCACUUUGCCUGGGAUAAAUACUUGAAAGAGACAUGUUCGAUCCCAGCCCCUUCUCAUUGCUUCAAGCAGUCAUAUACCCCACCCACCAAUGAAUUCAAGAUCAGCAUGAAGCUAGAGGCCCAGGACCCCCGGAACACCACUUCAACUUGCAUUGCCACCGUGGUGGGACUAACAGGUGCUCGUCUCCGAUUGCGCCUGGAUGGGAGCGACAAUAAGAAUGACUUUUGGCGUCUGGUGGAUUCUGCGGAAAUCCAGCCUAUUGGGAACUGCGAAAAGGACGGAGGGAUGCUGCAGCCCCCACUGGGAUUCCGGUUGAAUGCAUCCUCUUGGCCCAUGUUUCUCCUGAAAACUCUGAAUGGAGCAGAGAUGGCUCCUGUUCGGAUCUUCCAUAAGGAGCCCCCAUCUCCAUCCCAGAACUUCUUUAAGAUGGGGAUGAAACUGGAGGCUGUGGACAGGAAAAACCCACAUUUCAUCUGCCCGGCUACCAUCGGUGAAGUGCGGGGCUCUGAGGUCCUCAUCACUUUUGAUGGCUGGAGGGGGGCCUUUGACUACUGGUGCCGCUAUGAUUCACGAGACAUUUUUCCUGUGGGCUGGUGUUCGAUGACUGGAGACAACUUGCAACCACCUGGAACAAAAGUGGUGAUUCCAAAGAGCCCAUUCCCUGUCCCUGAUGUGAUCUCUGACAAGAGCAGUAUGCACAGCAGCACAAAGGCCCUGCUGGAUCAUCAUCCCGGGCAGAGGGGUCGCAAACCUGGUCGGAAACGAGGCCGGACGCCCAAGGCUCUGACUGCCCAUCCCAUCUCUGCCCCCUCCAAGGCAGCAGAACCUUUGAAAUUCCCCAAAAAGAGGGGGCCAAAGCCUGGCAGUAAGAGAAAGCCUCGAGCUUUGCUGAAUCCAGCGCCCACCUCCCCUACAACCAGCACUCCUGAACCUGAUACGAGUACAGUGCCCCAAGAUGCAGCAACUAUCCCCAGUUCUGCAAUGCAGGCUCCUACAGUUUGCAUCUACUUGAAUAAGAAUGGGAGCACCGGGCCUCACCUAGACAAAAAGAAAGUCCAGCAACUACCUGACCAUUUCGGACCAGCUCGUGCAUCCGUUGUCCUCCAGCAGGCAGUGCAGGCUUGCAUCGAUUGUGCUUACCAUCAGAAAACUGUCUUCUCAUUCUUGAAGCAAGGCCAUGGGGGCGAGAUCAUUUCAGCCAUGUUUGAUCAUGAGCAGCACACCCUGAACUUGCCAGCUGUGAAUAGCAUCACGUAUGUCCUCCGCUUCCUCGAGAAACUCUGCCACAACCUCCGCAGUGACAACCUCUUUGGCAACCAGCCAUUCACUCAGCACCACAUGCAGCACUCCCGCGAGUACGACCACGACAGGUACCUACCAGACAGAAGCAUUUCGUUAGACGGCUCUCUGCAGGGACCAAGCCGAGGUACAAAGAGAUAUUCCCAAGAUUCCCCUCCAUACAGUGCUCCUCUCUCCCCCAAGUUACCAAAGAAUGACCGUCACCCUUUGGAAGGUGAAACAUUUAUCCUGGGCGAUGGACUGCCAGGUGCCCUGGAGCCUCGCCUGGACCCCAUGGACUCUGCCUUGAAUGCUGUCAAUGCAUCCAGUCCCAGCAGGAGCGCAAGAGACUAUCGGUUGCAGGGAUACAGGCACCUGCACCAGCCUUCCAGCCUCUCACAGUGCGGCCCCUCUGCCUUGCACAGGCUCAGUGCUGGGGGCUCAGACAGAUACCUUGGACCCCGAGAUACAUCACGUUUGGGCACCCGGGACCCCUCCGCUUGGACAGUGGAAGAUGUCAUGCAGUUUGUGAGAGAAGCUGACCCUCAACUCGGGCCCCAUGCUGACCUCUUCCGAAAACAUGAGAUCGACGGCAAGGCCUUGCUCCUGCUGCGCAGCGACAUGAUGAUGAAGUACAUGGGCCUGAAACUGGGGCCAGCGCUGAAGCUCACCUACCACAUUGACAAGCUAAAGCAGGGCAAGUUCUGAGAGAGAGACCAGCCUCCGGGUGUUAUUUUGGCCCCUGUAGCCACACUCUUUCCUCACCCUUGCAGGCAGGUGGGCGUGCCUGCGUUCCUCAGCUGCCACAUCAGGGAGCUUCUUUGCCAGUGAGAAGAGGGAAGUGCCCCUGAACGGCCCGACCUGUCUGGUUGGUAUAAAAGGGAUGGAGGCUUUCCCUUCCGUCACCCAGCGGCACUUGGGGCCUGCAGUCCACCUUUCAGCAUUGAAGAUGCUUUCCGUUGUGCAUAUGGGACUCUGGCAGAUCUCGCUGGAGCCAAGCUUGUGUUGGAACUGGUGGUUCGACCUAUCUUCCUCGUCAGAUACACGUUGUACUGUCCUUUCGCCCACCUCCCUUUGAUAAAUCUUCAUCCCCCUGGAUGAAAAGCGUGGAUUUGAACUCAAAGCUUACAGUGCCAGGAGCUCCCCCUCCCUUAAAAAAAAACCUUUUAGUGCCAUACAGGACAGACCAGCAGUCCGCAGGGACGGCUCUGGCAUCAAAUGUGCUGCUCCUGCUAACCAGAUUGUUCACUCCAUUGGGUACAUGGGAGGGAGGGUGGAAGGCACACCCGCCUCGGAAAAGAGCUCUCUUCAGUUGGUGCUGGAACUUCUCUUCUGCCAUUGAAAGUACAAGCGAACAGUUUCCCACGUUGCUGGUGUAAGGGCAGAAAGCAUUAAUAUUUAUUUGGAAUAAGGAAGGGAAGACAAUUAGACGCAUAGCAGUGGAUCUGCAUCCAUGUUGCAAAAAACCGUCCUUUUUCUCAGCUCACCAAGUGAGCCAAGACCAGUGGGGCAGAAAGAAACUGCAGGUUUCUCUUUACCCAGAUGUCACAUGACAGGGACGCACAACCAGCCACACACACUUCUUUUCUGUGCAUUCUCCCUCCCCGCAUCGAAAUAUUUUCAUUUUUACUUUUGAAGUGGCAGCCAUUUUCAACUUUUUCUUCGGCAAUGAAAUGUUUUGUACUUCACAGUGCUACCAAUUCCUCCAGUUAACUUUGUCAGAGCCCUUCUUCAGGUUGCCAUUCAUGGAGGGAGACACAAACAGCAAUGCGGGGGGUGGGGAGGGCCUGCCCUUCCAAAAAUUCAAAUGGGAAACAUGAAUUGUUUUUGUAUGUAUGUUUUCAGGGGGGAGGGGGGAUGUUUGAUGUAUUUAUUUUGUAUGUAUGUAUUUUUAUGCACUUGAGCAGUGGGCUGCCCUUACCCCAUAGCAGAAAACGUUUUGCUACCAGCGAGCAAGAAUGGAAAAGAUGUGGCGAGUGAGCACUCCCCUGACAUUUUUGCCCCAGGUCCUCAGCAGCUUCUUUCUAGGCUGUGAGAACGCAAAGGGGCUUUCUUCCCAGACUCAGUUUUGAGCCACCUGUCAUCUUGUUCCUAGGAAUGCAGCCACAGAGAUCCUGCAGCCAUUAAGGCUGAUAUGUGUGACUCUUGCUUAUCAAUAAGCUUGAAGUGGGAGGAUGGUGCAGCUCUUUCAGAGCCUUCCAGUGUACAGCGAACUCUCCUGUGGAUAGCUCUUCCUCUCUUCCUCCAGGCUGUUGCAUAAGAUGCAGUCUUGGAACUGACCCAGCGGGGAAGAUCAAAGAGAACGCAAGGGGAAUUGAGGUGGGGGGAGCCUCUGCUGAAGCAAUGAAAAUUCAUUGGCAAUAAGCCAGUGGCAGGGAAGGAGCAAGAACUCAUGUACAGCGCAACGGCAUGCUGCUGCUUGGCCACUAGCUGGCAGAAGGGAGCGGUCCUCUGUUGAGGAGAGAGAAAGAAGGGGUUACUUGUUCUUUCAUAGGACUGCCUGGGUGCAGAACACCAGUUUUGGUGAGCACUGCCUCCUGCAGUAGCAGGGAAGGCCCUGUCCAUAGUCUUUUUUUCCUGCACUUAUUCUGUUGAUUUUGUUUAUAAAUAAAGG
This is a messenger RNA of Eublepharis macularius, 4223 nucleotides long. RefSeq names its product Scm polycomb group protein homolog 1 (gene SCMH1). Gene Ontology annotation, molecular function: protein binding. The transcript has 16 exons. The coding region runs from base 236 to 2317 and encodes 693 amino acids. Lineage: Eukaryota; Metazoa; Chordata; Lepidosauria; Squamata; Eublepharidae. Gene Ontology annotation, biological process: regulation of DNA-templated transcription. The record is from RefSeq and is a predicted model, not a curated record. Gene Ontology annotation, cellular component: nucleus.